This is a messenger RNA of Sordaria macrospora k-hell, 519 nucleotides long. RefSeq lists its product as uncharacterized. The record is from RefSeq and is a predicted model, not a curated record. Lineage: Eukaryota; Fungi; Ascomycota; Sordariomycetes; Sordariales; Sordariaceae.
AUGACUCGGGAGGAGCUGGAGGAAUGUCGUCAAUACAUUACUGAAAACCUUCAAAAGGGUUUCAUUGACCUCGGUCAGAAGCCCAUUCUUGAAGAAUUGGUCUCAUCCCGCGACAUCCCCUUGAAGCCCGAUACAUCCUCCGAAUUCGGUUACUCCGUCGAUGACGCCCGCCUCUAUGCCAACAAACAUACCAUGAGCCCGGCCUCCUUCCACUACGGCCAACAUCCCGGGGCCGUUGGCAUCGGUGGCCUCCCUGGCACAGCGGAAGAUUCUCUCAUGGCUCAAUACGGUCGUGGUUAUGCAUGCGGUCACCAUGAAGCCCCGCCGCCGACUAGUCAUAAACAGGAUUUCCCUGCCACAGCCACUUACGCGCCGGCUCCCAACCCCUACGACGAUCCUACCGCUGUUGGUGUAGGCAGGCAGUUUACUAAUUAUACGGCAGCGGGGUACCCGCUGGUGGGUCUUCUUCAGGCGAAGCUGGCGCCAUUAAUUCUCUCCGAAUGGCUCUCAUCGUGCUGA